Macroventuria anomochaeta is the source of this 1156-nucleotide messenger RNA. RefSeq names its product N-terminal nucleophile aminohydrolase. The record is from RefSeq and is a predicted model, not a curated record. Gene Ontology annotation, cellular component: proteasome core complex. Lineage: Eukaryota; Fungi; Ascomycota; Dothideomycetes; Pleosporales; Didymellaceae. The transcript has 3 exons. Bases 143 to 1048 code for a protein of 301 amino acids.
CAGUUGCAUCAACGAGAGCUCGCCGGAGCUCCACCACCGCGACAUCAACCUCACGCCCACUCCCUCCGCCACGAUCGACCAUACCUACCACCAUUCACCGCCGUAACCUUUCUCCGAUCUCCAGAACACCAGUGCCGCAACCAUGGACUCGUUAGUGGCGCAGUACAGCCGACCCAUCGAUGCGGAGGAGGGCCAGACAGAGGAGCAGCAGCUUGAGCUGUACAGCAGCGCGCCAGAGCUGUCUCUCAAGUUUGCCCUGCCACCAGUCGCUCAGGCACAAUCAUGGCUCCGCGCAAUGACAGACGACUACUCCAACCCCAACUGCCCCAUCAAGAUUGCCCACGGUACCACAACCCUCGCCUUCCGGUUCAAGGGCGGCAUCAUCGUAGCAACCGACUCGCGAGCAACGGCCGGCAACUGGAUAGCAAGUCAGACAGUGAAGAAGGUCAUCGAGAUCAACAGCUGUUUACUGGGGACCAUGGCCGGUGGCGCUGCUGACUGCCAAUACUGGCUGGCGUACUUGGGCAUGCAAUGCCGCCUCCACGAGCUCCGACACAAGCGCCGCAUCUCCGUCGCGGCAGCGUCCAAGAUUCUCGCGAACUUGGUCUACUCGUACAAGGGCAUGGGCCUGAGCAUGGUAUGCAUAUCCCAACCACACUCGGUUGAUCUCACUUCUGACAUGUUGUUUCAGGGUACCAUGUGCGCCGGUGUCACCCCGCAAGAAGGACCCGCUCUCUACUACAUCGACAGCGACGGCACCCGUCUCGCCGGUAACCUCUUCUGUGUCGGUUCCGGUCAGACCUUCGCCUACGGUGUGCUCGACGCACAAUACAAGUACGAUCUCGAGGACGACGAGGCGCUGGAGCUCGGAAGGAGGAGUAUCUUGGCCGCCACCCACCGUGAUGCCUACUCCGGUGGUUUCAUCAACCUGUACCACGUCAAGGAGGACGGAUGGGUCAAGCACGGCUUCAACGACACCAACCCGAUCUUCUGGGAGACGAAGCUGAACAAGGGCGAGUUCUCGAACGUCACUAGCGAACUGGUAUAGACGAGGCUGGAAGUGAGCAGGAGGAGAUGGAGACUUGCAGAAGCUACAUGGUGCCGCAGCAAACGUGGAAAGAGCCAUGUACAACGCGCGUUAAACGACAUGAAUGAA